Debaryomyces fabryi is the source of this 1716-nucleotide messenger RNA. Its product is annotated as cyclin-dependent serine/threonine protein kinase. The transcript has a single exon. The coding region runs from base 1 to 1716 and encodes 571 amino acids. Gene Ontology annotation, biological process: transcription elongation by RNA polymerase II; protein phosphorylation; positive regulation of transcription elongation by RNA polymerase II. The record is from RefSeq and is a predicted model, not a curated record. Gene Ontology annotation, molecular function: cyclin binding; cyclin-dependent protein serine/threonine kinase activity; ATP binding. Gene Ontology annotation, cellular component: nucleus; cyclin/CDK positive transcription elongation factor complex. Lineage: Eukaryota; Fungi; Ascomycota; Pichiomycetes; Serinales; Debaryomycetaceae.
AUGUCAGAUAGGUAUAGACCACCAAGUGGCCCAAGAUCCACUCGAGGAUACGAGGAUCGAAGAAACCCUAACCCGUCUAGUAGUAACAACAACAACGCUAGCAGUAAUAAUAAGAAUUAUAAAUCUUCUUAUGGACAGAGGGAUACGUAUACGCCACCAUCAGGACCUAAAAGAUAUCAAGAACGUGAUAAUUACAGGCCUAGUUCGUCAGUGAAUGAAAGGAGCGACUCUUAUCAGCCAUCAAAAUUCAGGCCUUCGGGACCAUCUGGUUACAGAGGUAACGACAGAGACUUUCACUUCCGCCCUGGCUCGAAGAGACCUCAUCCAUCAGAGUCGAAGGGCUACAGAGGAGGAGAUGAUUAUAGAAAACGUCAGGACAGAGCAGACUUUAAUGGCCCAACAUCCGGUCCAUCAAGUUAUAGGGACAAAUCAAGCACAUAUAGGAAUCCAAGGUAUGAUAAUAGUUAUACACCAAAGGUGAACUUAAAAAACUUACCGAAGGGUCCAAGAUCUGGAGGCAUGAAUGACUCUAGAGGUAAACCAAGAUCAUACAUAAAAAGGGAAGAAGAGGCUGCACCAGUUCUUAAGUUGACUAGAUCGCAAAUAUAUCUGAUACGUAUAACAAGACCAUCUGAAAUUUAUAAAAGAGUUCAACAGGUGGGUGAAGGGACGUAUGGAAAAGUGUAUAAAGCUACUAAUUCUAUCAGCAAUGAAUAUGUUGCUUUGAAGAAAUUAAGAUUAGAAUCUGAACGAGAAGGCUUUCCUAUCACAGCUAUGAGGGAGAUAAAGCUCUUACAAUCAUUUGACCAUGAAAAUGUUAUUGGAUUAUUAGAAAUGAUGGUGGAACAUAAUCAAAUUUACAUGAUAUUUGAUUACAUGGAUCACGAUUUAACAGGAUUAUUGACACAUCCAGAUUUAAAGUUAACAGAAAGCCAUAGGAAAUUCAUUUUCAAACAAUUAAUGGAGGGCUUGCAUUAUUUACACAAGAAACGAGUUAUCCAUCGGGAUAUCAAAGGAUCAAACAUCUUAUUAGAUAAUAUAGGCAGAUUAAAAAUAGCGGAUUUUGGUUUAGCAAGAACGAUGAAUGUUCUUAAUGACGGAGAAAUCCCUGAUUACACUAACAGAGUUAUUACGAUUUGGUAUAGACCACCUGAAUUACUUUUAGGCUCUACAGAUUAUGGAAGAGAAGUGGAUAUUUGGGGCGUGGGUUGUCUUUUGAUUGAGUUAUAUUCUAAAAUAGCGGCAUUUCAAGGAUUUGAUGAGAUUGGCCAAUUGUAUAAGAUAUUUAAUGUAAUGGGUACCCCAACUAUAGAAGACUGGCCUGACAUGGAAAACUUACCUUGGUUUGAGAUGUUAAAGCCAAAGAUAAACAAAGCAAGCACUUUCAAAACUGAGUAUGAGUCUAUUAUGUCAGAACAAAGUUUUGACUUAGCUAUCAAAUUAUUGACAUUGAAUCCUAAGAAGAGGUUAACUGCUAGGGAAGCUUUAGAGCAUCCUUAUUUUACUGAAGAUCCAAAACCAGAACCAUUGCAUUUCUUGAAAGAUGUCAAAGGUGAAUGGCAUGAAUUUGAAACUAAAAAGAGGAGAAGAAAGGAGCGUAAAAGGUUGCAAGAUGCGAAGAAUGCGUCAUCGCAAAAUAUAACUCAACUCAAUAAUGACCUUUCAGUUGAUUCGGCACCAGAUUCAGUAGUACCACCAGAUGGACCAAAGGAUUAA